Messenger RNA from Cheilinus undulatus (humphead wrasse), 2876 nucleotides. Its product is annotated as copine-9-like. Lineage: Eukaryota; Metazoa; Chordata; Actinopteri; Labriformes; Labridae. The transcript has 21 exons. The coding region runs from base 1 to 1701 and encodes 566 amino acids. The record is from RefSeq and is a predicted model, not a curated record. Gene Ontology annotation, biological process: cellular response to calcium ion. Gene Ontology annotation, cellular component: plasma membrane. Gene Ontology annotation, molecular function: calcium-dependent phospholipid binding.
AUGGCGACUAUCGGGGAUUUCGAUCCACUCAACUCCACCAUACCUGCGACCAAGAUCGAAGUGACGGUGUCCUGCAGAAACCUGUUAGACAUGGACACCUUCUCCAAAUCAGAUCCAGUGGUGGUGUUGUACGUGCAAGGGCUGGGGACUAAGGAGUGGAGAGAGUUUGGUCGAACAGAGGUGAUCGAUAACACGCUGAACCCUGACUUUGUGAGGAAGUUUGUCCUUGAUUACUUCUUUGAAGAGAAGCAGAACCUGCGCUUUGAUGUGUACAAUGUGGAUACCAGGAGCUCCAACCUCUCCAAACAUAAGGACUUCCUGGGUCAGAUGUUCUGUACGUUGGGGGAGAUAAUCGGCUCAACGGGCAGCAGGCUGGAGAGGACGCUCUCUGGGAUUCCAGGGAAGAAAUGUGGAACCAUCAUCUUCACAGCCGAGGAGCUCAGUAACUGUCGGGACAUAGCCACCAUGCAGCUCUGUGCCAACAAACUCGAUAAAAAGGAUUUCUUUGGCAAGUCUGACCCUUUUCUCGUCUUCUACAGGAGCAACGAGGACGGAACGUUCACCAUCUGCCACAAGACCGAAGUGAUCAAGAACAAUCUGAACCCUGUCUGGCAGCCGUUUACCCUCCCUGUACGAGCGCUGUGUAAUGGGGACUAUGACAGGACAGUCAAGAUCGACGUUUUUGACUGGGACAGAGACGGGAGUCAUGAUUUCAUCGGAGAGUUCACCACCAGCUACAGAGAAUUGUCCAAAGGCCAGAGCCAGUUCAACGUCUAUGAGGUUUUGAACCCUAAAAAGAAAGGAAAGAAGAAGAAAUAUGUCAACUCAGGAACGGUGACUCUGCUGUCCUUCAAAGUGGAGUCAGAAUGCACAUUUGUGGACUUCAUCAGAGGAGGGACGCAACUCAAUUUCACUGUGGCCAUAGACUUCACAGCAUCCAACGGUAACCCCUCUCAGCCCACGUCGCUACACUACAUGAGCCCGUACCAGAUGAAUGCCUAUGCCAUGGCUCUGAAAGCAGUGGGAGAGAUUAUCCAGGACUACGACAGCGACAAACUUUUUCCAGCGUACGGCUUUGGAGCUAAACUUCCCCCAGAUGGAAAGAUCUCCCACGCCUUCCCCCUGAACUCGAAUCAAGAAAAUCCCAACUGUGUUGGCAUCGAGGGUGUACUAGAGGCUUACUUUCAGAGUCUGCGGAGCGUUCAGCUCUACGGCCCGACAAACUUCGCUCCUGUCAUCAACCAGGUGGCUCGGUGUGCUGCAGAAGUGACGGAUGGGUCCCAGUACUUUGUGCUGCUGAUGAUCACAGACGGCGUCAUCUCAGACAUGGCUCAGACUAAAGAGUCAGUGGUUGAUGCUGCCUCCCUGCCCAUGUCUAUCAUCAUAGUAGGAGUCGGCCCUGCUGAGUUUGAUGCUAUGGAGGAGCUGGAUGGAGAUGAGGUCAGAGUUUCCUCAAGAGGACGCUUUGCAGAGAGAGACAUCGUCCAGUUUGUUCCUUUCCGGGAUUACAUCGACCGGUCAGGGAACCAGGUCCUCAGCAUGGCCCGACUGGCCAAAGAUGUCCUCGCAGAGAUCCCAGACCAGCUGCUGUCCUUCAUGAGGACCAGAGGAAUUGAACCACGGCCCCCUCUUCCUGCCACCUCUGACUCCCCCUCGAUGUCCUCCUCCACCACCACAACGACAACUCCUGCCUCAAAGUAGCCCAACAUGCACACCUGAAAUGGAGGCAGCCAGUGGAGAGGCUCGAUGGGUGGAGAUUUAGAUAAAAGGAGAUGUGUGUGUGUCUGUUUGUGUAUGUGUGUUGCAUGGUUACAGAGCUGGUUAAAAGGAACUGCAUUGUGACGACUGAAAACGACACCCACUAGGAGACGAUACGGCCUUCUAAGCAUUUGUGGGGACAGAUUCUCCAAUGAGAUCUUGGCUGGAAAUGUUUUUGAUUAAAAUUUAACUGCUCCGACUUCUGUCAGCACCUCUCAUUAUCCACCUUGUGUAGGUGCAGCACACAACUCUGUUAGUACCCACAAACUGAAUUUCAAUUCUAACAUUUCAAAUGAGUGACAAAGGAUUUUUUUUCCAACAGAACUUCGCCUGCAGCUCCAUCCCUCUCUCUUCACUAUAACUCUGUUUCAGUUCAUAGUGAAAAGAGCAUUUGAUAAAUUAAAAAUAAAUCCAAAAGUAGCCAGGCCGUUAAUUUUUACCAUUCGUGAUGAAAGACAGUACUAGGGGUGACGUCCUUUUCAUGUUUGUGUAAUCUCAGGGUAUUUUAAAGGCUUGACAGCAGAACAGGAAGUAUGAAAACAAAAAAAGCAGGACUAAUAUCCUGCCCUGGUUGUGAUGCCUAUGAGCCAACGGACUGGUUAUUGCUUCAUGAAAAUGUAUGCUGUAUAUUACCGUACAUUGAACAUGAAAUUCAAAUACUUUUUUAUGUGAAUGGCUGGUAACGACUCUACAUUUCAAGGCCAGCCUUCAGAGAUGGAGUUUCUGCAAGUCAAUCCCACUUGGACACAAAGGGAGGCAUUUCAAGCCCCCCCUGGAUGCAGGAUAUAUGUAAGGCCAUGAAAUUGGCUCAGGAUGGAGAACAGACCCUCCGCCACAGCUCGUCUAUUUCCUCCGGCCACAGCACGAUUUACCAAUAUCAGGAGAUUCAGACAAUUUCAGCCCAGAACGUAUAAUGUCUGUGUGGUUUUCGGCCCCCCCUCUUCCUCUAAAUUGUAACUCCUAUCAUUUGGGAUGAAUCAUUCAUAAGGUGGAGCCUCUGGUUGUCAGGAUGCUUUGUGCACGUACCUUUUUAAAAUGAAAAGAGCUGGUCAGUGCACAUUACACAGGCCAGGGUACUUUAUAUGUAGCAGAAUGCGUGAAAGCAUCUACGGUCACUU